Molecule: messenger RNA, 1440 nt
Organism: Sorghum bicolor (sorghum)
Lineage: Eukaryota; Viridiplantae; Streptophyta; Magnoliopsida; Poales; Poaceae
Product: WD repeat-containing protein 55
Exons: 15
Coding region: 116-1186 (356 amino acids)
Molecular function (GO): protein binding
Source: RefSeq, a predicted model, not a curated record
GUCUCAGGGCUUAGUAGCCCAGCUGCCCGAGACGCCCUCCCACAGCUGUUUCCUUCUCCGUCAGCCGCGCCGCCGCCCGCCCGCCCGCCCGCCUCCCCCUCUGCCAGCCGCCGCGAUGGAGGCGCUCCACGAGGAGAUGCCCUUCGACCUCGACUUCCACCCGUCCUCACCCCUCGUCGUCACCUCCCUCAUCACCGGCGAUCUCUGCCUGUUCCGCUACGGCCCGGAGUCUCCGCCUGAGAGGUUAUUUUCGGUAAAAGCUCACAAGGAGUCAUGCAGAGCUGUUCGUUUUGUGGACUCAGGAAAAGUGAUUUUGUCAGGGUCAGCUGAUUGCUCAGUUCUUGCCUCUGAUGUAGAAUCAGGCAAGGCCAUUGCCCGCUUGGAGGAUGCACAUGAGAAUGCCAUAAACCGCCUUGUCUGUCUUACUGAAUCUACGAUUGCCACAGGUGACGACGAGGGCUGCAUUAAGGUAUGGGAUACCCGGGAACGAUCUUGCUGCAACAGUUUUGAAGUCCAUGAUGAUUACAUUUCAGAUAUGACCUAUGUGGCUGACUCGAAUCAGAUACUGGCCACAAGUGGGGAUGGAACUUUGUCUGUGAACAACCUCCGAAGGAAUAAAGUAAGGUCACGAUCUGAAUUUUCAGAAGAUGAGUUGCUAUCCUUGGUGGUAAUGAAGAAUGGUAAAAAGGUUGUUUGUGGAACUCCAAGUGGAGCGCUCUUAUUAUAUUCAUGGGGAUACUUUAAGGAUUGCAGUGACCGCUUUCUCGGACACACGCAAUCUGUGGAUACAAUGCUGAAGCUGGAUGAAGAAACUUUGGUUUCUGGUUCAUCAGAUGGUGUGAUCAGAUUAGUGGGCAUCUUACCUAAUAGGAUAAUACAGCCACUUGCUGAACAUUCAGAAUAUCCCAUUGAGGGUCUUGCUUUCUCAAAUGAUAAGAAAUAUCUCGGCAGCAUCUCACAUGAUAAAAUGCUGAAGCUCUGGGACUUGGAAGAACUCUUGAAUGGCUCACAGGUAGUCAAUGGUGAUGAACCUGCUGAAGCUGGUAGUGAUGAUAGCGAUGAUGAUAGCGAUGAUAAUGCGAUGGAUGUAGACAUGGCGGCAACCUCUUCUAAAGGGUCAAGGAGUAAAAAGGCAGGUAAAGGAAAGUCAAGUAGGCCGGCGUCGGAUUUCUUUGCAGAUUUAUAGAUGUCAAGUUCCCAAGUGAGAAGCUGUGUACUCUCUUUUUUUUUUGUUGCUGUACGGGAGUGUGAGUGGGCAACUUUGACCGCCGGUGCAAGGCAUGCCGAAUGUUGUUUUUUAAGUAUAUUGGCUGAUGGAAUAUUAGAGGUAGAAGCCUUAAGUGUUGACCCAAACUGUUACCGAGUUUACUUAUGUUGAGAAUUGACCUAUGCAUGGAUUGCUAUGUCUGUUUUACCGUUCCUAAUUAUAAGAAAGAAUUA